Molecule: messenger RNA, 327 nt
Organism: Loa loa (African eye worm)
Lineage: Eukaryota; Metazoa; Nematoda; Chromadorea; Rhabditida; Onchocercidae
Exons: 3
Coding region: 1-327 (108 amino acids)
Source: RefSeq, a predicted model, not a curated record
AUGUCACAUCUAUUACGUGUUUGCGAUAUUUUGCGCUUUAAAAAGGAUAGAGCGACUUGCACCUAUGCGAACCUAUCAGGCCUGUUGAAUGGACAUAAAGAAACGCCUGAUUAUAAAUGCUGUAGCACACAUCAAGAAACAUGUGAGGUUAAACUCUUCACUACCGAUGACAAAACAAUCGGAGAACUAACUACGCUGUACGACAAAAUUCCAGAUGAAGAAGUUAGCUUAGAAAAUAAUUUGAAAGAAGGCAAGCGGGACGGACUGUAUAUCACAGGAUACGACGAGAAAGGAAUAGAGAGUGAAAUGCAGUUUGGUAUGCAGUGA